Molecule: messenger RNA, 3441 nt
Organism: Chelmon rostratus (copperband butterflyfish)
Lineage: Eukaryota; Metazoa; Chordata; Actinopteri; Chaetodontiformes; Chaetodontidae
Product: solute carrier family 2, facilitated glucose transporter member 11-like
Exons: 1
Coding region: 184-1779 (531 amino acids)
Biological process (GO): monosaccharide transmembrane transport
Cellular component (GO): membrane
Molecular function (GO): hexose transmembrane transporter activity
Source: RefSeq, a predicted model, not a curated record
GCUGCGACAGUACCGUUAACGUAGUUAUAGAAGUCCAAAUCAAAUCAAACAUUGAGCUAGAAAGUUAUCUAUUAUGCUAAAACCCUAAAUAGCUAACUGUAGUGUUUGUAAGGCAUUUGUGCUGCUGGCCACGGAGGUAAGGGCACACACGUUUGCUUUUCAUGUAGGACAGCCGGAUUUAAGAUGAACUCCACAGACGACACUGAGCCCAAUCAAACCAGCAAACCCUCCAUCAGGAUCCUUGCUCUGACCGUGUUCUGCGCUGCCAUUGGGGGCACCUUCCAGUAUGGCUACAACAUCUCUAUUAUCAACGCUCCAACCAGCUACAUCCAGGUCUUCAUCAACGACACCUACAUGGAGCGCUGGGGCGUCGGUCUGGAGACACCUCAGGUGACCCUCAUGUGGAGUCUUGUUGUGUCCGCCUUCCCUCUGGGCGGCUGGCUCGGGGCGCUGUUGGCCGGGCCUCUGGCGGUCCGCUUUGGUAGGAAGAACUCGCUGCUUCUGAAUAAUUCCUUCCUGUUUGUUGGCGCUGUGUUUGUGUUGACAUGCAGGGUAGCGAAAUCAUAUGAGAUGCUUGUCUUUGCCCGUUUCCUGGUGGGGAUCAACUCAGGAGUUAGUAUGAACGUCCAGCCGAUGUACUUUGGUGAAAGCGCCCCCAAGCACCUCCGAGGUGCUGUGGCUUUUUCCUCUGCUGUGUUCACUGCAUUUGGGAUCUUCAUGGGUCAGAUUGUGGGACUCACCGCACUGCUGGGCACAGAGCCUCUUUGGCCCUACUUACUAGCGAGCAACGCUUUGCCGGGGUUGUUCCAGCUCCUCACCCUACCCUGGUUCCCUGAAAGCCCCAGGUACCUCCUCAUUGACCGUGAAGACAGGGAUGCAUGUGUCCGAGCGCUGGGAAGGCUUCGUGGCGGGGAGGCUCCUGCCUCGGAGAUGGAGGAGAUGCUUCAGGAGCAGCAGCAGCAGGCCUUAAAUUCUGGAUCCGCGGGCCCUGCCACAACGCCCUGGGCCCUGUUUAAGAAUCGCAACCUGCGAGCCCAGCUCAGAACGGUUAUGGCUGCCAGCACUGCCAUGAUGCUCUGCGGCAAUGACUCCAUCUACUUCUAUGCUACCUACAUCUUUCUCGCAGCGGGCAUCCCUCCAGAGAAAAUCCAGUACGUCACCAUUGGCACGGGGGCGUCUGAGCUAACUGCUUCUAUCCUGAGUAAUCUGCUGAUUGAACGUGUGGGCCGCAGGUCCCUUCUCGUGGGAGGGUACUGUCUUAUGUCUUGCUGGAGUGUAGUCUUCACUAUAGCUCUUACCCUCCAGAGCCACGGGGUGGACGGGAUGGCCUACCUCAGCAUGGCAUGUGUGUUCGCCUACAUCCUCAGCUUUGGCUUGGGACCAGCAGGGGUGUCGGGGAUCUUACCAGCCGAGAUCUUUGACCAGGCAGCUCGGCCGGCGGCGUACAUGGUCGCUGGCUCGCUCAUGUGGAUGAGCCUGUUCCUGGCUGGAAUGCUGAUCCCCUUCAUUGUCAGCGGCCUGGGGAACUUCUGCUUCCUGCCAUUCUUGGUCGUGUGCUUUGUGUCAGCUUUGUUCCUUGGGUUCACCUUACCAGAGACUAAGGGCAAGACGCUGGCUGAGAUUACUGCAGAGUUUGAUAAAAAGAACGGGGUGAAGGAGAGGCCAGCUGUGCAGCUGGAUGGGCCCAUUAAUGAGCAGUACCAGCUGGGUAAAGCCUGCUCCUUCACUACCCUGACGCAAGAUCCCGACCCUCACCCGAACCAUAAGAUUGGGGACUAACAUUUGGCAUCCUCCAGUAAAGGGAAAUAAAACAUGCAGUGCCUUUGUGGCCUCUUAAUGCAUUUAGGUGAAAAUUACUAACAUAUAUGAAGUCUAAAGUGUCCUAUUUAUACCAUAUUAGCUCUGUGUAGUGGCUGAUAAUUCAGUUUAUUUCUGAUUACAUGAGCUAAUUCAUUCCUGGAGUGGAAAGUAUUGGAACGUCCUGCUGAAGCAGAAGUGUUGUUCUUAAGUUUACGCCUGAAGCAGGUGAGCGUUAACUUGUGUUUAAAGGAACACAGGAUGCUCUUUUAUUAUGUACAGCAUUGUCACAUAGAAAAGCAAGGCAGCUCUCUUGUAGCAAAAGCGUAACUGAAACCUGAAUAUGAAAUUUGCCUUUUCCAACUGUAACAAACAAAUGUCCACUCUGUCUCCAGUGGAAACAGAGGAGGACUACGGUAGCGCCGUUAUCGGCUGAAGAGAAAUGUACCCAGACCUUCACAAAACAAUUCACCUGUUGUUUUUUCACCUCAGUCAGCUGGUUUUGCUCAUUGUUGUUCUAUUUUUUUCUCAUAAAUGAUUUUAUGCCAAAGACUUGAUACAUGUUUUGAAUUGCUGCACUUUUAUGAAUCUAAAAUACAACUUAAUUGUACUGCUGUGGUUUAUUGGUCUCCUCAGGAGACAAUAAGCAGUCUGACAAAGUGGUUAACUCAAGAAAUGCUGAAAAAGACCCGCUGGGGCUCUCUGGGGGUCUUGACAACGACGGAGGUGUUUGCAGUACAGUAGUUAAUCAUUUGAAUUGCCUGUAUUCAAGGAUUAUCUGCUUUAAUUCAACACCUCUGCACCAUUUAUGUAACAGUGCUUGUGUAUUGUGCAAUCUGAUUAUAAUCUCUGUUUCAGUGACACGUCUGUUUGGUCCAGUGAUCCAUGCUUGAGUACAUUUUCCUGUUCAUUGAUCCAUGUGAGAACACUGCCCCUGUAGACUCAUCUUAAAGACUAGACUGUAUGUGUGUUAGUUGGACUCCCACACAAGAUAUCAUUCCUACUGGUGCUGCUAACAGCAUGAUCCCACUCAGCCACCCUCUGAAAUGUCUUCUGUGCGCCCUCAUUAUUGUAUUGCGUAUUUAUGGCUGCAACUCUGCAGAACAGCCAGUAGGUGUCGCCACUGUCUUUGGUCUUGGCUUGCUCUCCUGUCUGUGCUGUAUGAUAAUAAACUGUAUAAUCUCAAAGGGACCUACAGAUGUAACAGCCAGGCGAAGAUGCCACUUUUAAAAUUCAACAGCUGUCAGCUCACAACCAUCGCAAGCCUUCUGUGGACCAUCUGUCAUAGCCUCUGUAUGUCCCCUUUUCAAAAUGAACAGCCAGCACAUGAAGAUGCCUCUCCUGAAGAUGAAUUGUUUACAUAAUAAUCCAAAUUGCCCUCUGACACCUCUGUAUCCUUGCUGCAUGACAGGUAAAACCCCUGUUGUAGCAGGUGGCAGAUUCUGUGCACUAACUGGAUGAAAUAUUGUUAUUGUCUGACGCUGUUCUUCCAAAGCAAGAUACGACAAUCCUCAAUGAUUGUAAUGAUUCUGUAAAAAUCCCACUGCAUGAUUCUCAGGUUUUAUUUUGUACCUAAUGAAUAUAUAUUUUGCACAUUGCAAUUAUUUAUUCAAAUAUAUUUAUUCAAUGAGAUCUACCACUGUA